CUCGGGGUUUGACCAGUUGUCCCAGGCUAACCCUGCUCUCUGAAGAUGGAGGAAGUAAAAAAAAAAAACAGGAUUACCCUUAGCUACAGAUCCACUGCCUUAGUUUCCAUAACCAACUGCAGUGCACAAACACACCAUCGUUAGGCAAAGGGAAGGCGAGGGAAGACGAGAGAAAGAAAGGAGAAAAAACAAACAAAAGGCAAAAAGGAAAGGAAAGGCUCAUUAGCAAAACAAACAAACAAACAAGGGUGAUGGAAUUGAUUUAUGACACGCACUGAUGAGCACUGCACUUUGACUAUGGAAGCAGAGGCUACUGAUGGAUACAUGCCAUGUGACCAUGAACUUUCGCCUGAAAUGGAGCACUCCAACAUGGCAAUUGACCUCACCUCAAGCACACCCAAUGGGCAGCAUACCUCACCAAGUCACUUGACAAGCACAAACUCCAUAAAGCUAGAAAUGCAAAGUGAUGAUGAGGAUUCUGACAGGAAGCCCCUCGGGCGAGAAGAUGGGAUCAGGGGCCAUGAGGAAAGCAGCAGCUUGGAAGAACCUCUGACGGAGAACCACGAGAUGGUGGAGAACAGGAAAAUGCAGGAGCUGUCAGGCGAGGGAGGAAUCCGGCUACCGAAUGGUAAACUGAAAUGUGACGUCUGUGGCAUGGUUUGCAUUGGGCCCAAUGUGCUUAUGGUACAUAAAAGGAGUCACACUGGUGAGCGUCCCUUUCACUGUAACCAGUGUGGAGCAUCCUUCACACAAAAGGGGAAUCUACUGAGGCACAUCAAAUUACACUCUGGGGAAAAACCAUUCAAAUGUCCCUUCUGUAGCUAUGCUUGCCGAAGGAGGGACGCCCUCACAGGACACCUCAGGACACACUCAGUGGGUAAACCUCACAAAUGUAAUUACUGUGGACGGAGUUACAAGCAACGCAGUUCUUUAGAGGAACACAAGGAACGCUGUCACAACUACCUGCAGAAUGUCAGUAUAGAGGCUGCUGGGCAAGUCAUGAGUCACCAUGUACCUACUAUGGAAGAUUGUAAGGAACAAGAACCUGGGAUGGACAACAAUGUUACUCUGGUGCCUUUUGAGAGACCUGCUGUUAUAGAGAAGCUGACGAGCAACAUGGGAAAGCGUAAAAGCUCCACCCCACAGAAGUUUGUGGGUGAGAAGCUCAUGAGGUAUGGUUACCCAGACCUUCAUUUCGACACAGGCUUACCCUAUGAGAGAGAUGCAGAGCUGAUGCAAACUCACAUGAUGGACCAAGCGAUCAACAAUGCAAUCUCUUACCUUGGGGCAGAGGGACUUCACCCACUGAUGCAGCACGCACCCAGCACAAUAGCUGAUGUGGCACCUGUCAUAAGUUCAGCUUAUGCUCAGGUGUACAACUCUAACAGAAUAGAAAGGCCAAUGAGCAGAGAGACUACUGACAGCACUGAAAAUAACAUGGACGGACCUAUCUCUCUCAUCAGACCAAAGAGUCAACCCCAGGAAAGAGAGGCUUCUCCAAGCAAUAGCUGCCUGGAUUCCUCUGACUCAGAGAGCAGCCAUGAAGACCACCAGUCCUUCCAAGGAAACCCUGCCUUAAAUCCCAAAAGAAAGCAAAGCCCAGCUUACAUGAAGGAUGACUCCAAGGCUUUGGAUGUCACUAAAUCAUCUAAGGGCUCUUUAAAGGAUAUCUACAAGGUCUUCAAUGGAGAAGGAGAGCAGAUAAGGGCCUUUAAAUGUGAGCACUGUCGAGUUCUUUUCCUAGACCAUGUCAUGUACACCAUCCACAUGGGGUGUCAUGGCUACCGGGACCCUCUAGAAUGCAACAUUUGUGGCUACCGGAGUCAGGACCGCUAUGAGUUCUCCUCACAUAUUGUUCGAGGGGAGCAUACGUUCCACUAGGCCUUCUUUUCCAAAGGGGACUCUGAAGUAGAAAAACAAACACUGCACAUGAAGAAAUAACUGCACUUACAAUCCCACUUUUCCUCAGAUGUUGACACAUUCUUUGUCAUUGCUGUUGUUCUUGUUCCUAUUUUUUUUAAAAAAAGUUGUUAUUUUUGUUGUUAAUCUUAUUUUGUGUAUCUAGUCUCACUUGGCACCAGUAGUGUGUUGAAAAAGAAGGAAAGGGAGGGACCAGAGAGUUGUUCUGUUUUGUUCUCAGUGAGGGGGGCUAUGUGUUUUUGGUUGUUUCUUCUCCUCCUCCUCAUCAUCAUCUAUUUCUCUCCCUCUCUAUCUGAAAAUUGGUGUUCAUAUUUGAGUGGGAACUGAAAGGCAGUCGACUUCUGUCACAAUAUUUUUCCAUGUAUUUUGUAAUAAUCAUGGGUACGGCUGAACUCCAUUAGGUGCUCUUAGCAAGUUGUCAGCUUUGAGUAGACAAAGAAUUUUGGAUAGAUAAAUUUCAGAGAAAAGCCCUUUCAGAUGUGUAGAUACAUUUGGAGCUCUAGGAUCUGGACAGAAUACUAAAUUUUAGAGUUGUCCGUUAUUAUGGGGGAUGGGUGGGGAAAAUUUCAUAUGAAGCUAAUUGAUAUUCUGUAGAUUUAGGAGCA
This is a messenger RNA of Pogona vitticeps (central bearded dragon), 2525 nucleotides long. RefSeq names its product IKAROS family zinc finger 2 (gene IKZF2). Gene Ontology annotation, molecular function: DNA-binding transcription factor activity; RNA polymerase II cis-regulatory region sequence-specific DNA binding. The record is from RefSeq and is a predicted model, not a curated record. NCBI's taxonomy places the organism in Eukaryota, Metazoa, Chordata, Lepidosauria, Squamata, Agamidae. Gene Ontology annotation, biological process: regulation of transcription by RNA polymerase II.